Labrus bergylta (ballan wrasse) is the source of this 1864-nucleotide messenger RNA. RefSeq names its product ribonucleic acid export 1 (gene rae1). NCBI's taxonomy places the organism in Eukaryota, Metazoa, Chordata, Actinopteri, Labriformes, Labridae. The record is from RefSeq and is a predicted model, not a curated record. Gene Ontology annotation, molecular function: RNA binding; ubiquitin binding. Gene Ontology annotation, biological process: RNA export from nucleus; transcription-dependent tethering of RNA polymerase II gene DNA at nuclear periphery. Gene Ontology annotation, cellular component: nuclear pore.
UUAAAACGUCAUCAAACUGCGACGUAGGAGGGAACAAGCGCCACAUUUCUACUGCGCCAAAUUAUUUGGGCAUUUACAUCGUUAGCAGGUUACAGCUACAGUUCAACAACUCUGUGGCCUCCAUCGGGCAUUAAUGCACCAUGAGUAUAUUUGGGACAAACACUGGGUUUGGAGCAGGAGGGACUGGGGUCUUUGGAAACGCGACUACAGACAGCCACAAUCCCAUGAAGGAUGUUGAAGUGACUUCACCGCCAGAUGACAGCAUCAGCUGCCUCGCUUUCAGCCCCCCCACCAUGCCAGGAAACUUCCUUAUUGGAGGAUCGUGGGCAAAUGAUGUGCGGUGCUGGGAGGUGCAAGACAAUGGACAGACUGUCCCCAAAGCCCAACAGAUGCACACAGGUCCAGUGCUGGAUGCAUGCUGGAGUGAUGAUGGGAGUAAAGUCUUUACUGCUUCCUGUGACAAAACAGCCAAGAUGUGGGAUCUUAACAGCAAUCAAGCAAUGCAGAUUGCACAGCAUGAAGGUCCGAUUAAAUCCAUCCACUGGAUAAAAGCCCCAAACUACAGCUGUAUCAUGACUGGCAGCUGGGACAAAACACUGAAGUUCUGGGACACCCGCUCCCCCAACCCCAUGAUGUCUCUGCAGAUGCCAGAGAGGUCCUACUGUGCAGAUGUUGUAUACCCCAUGGCUGUGGUUGCUACAGCUGAGAGAGGCCUGAUCGUGUACCAGUUGGAGAACCAGCCCUCUGAGUUUCGCAGAAUAGACUCUCCUCUCAAACAUCAGCACCGCUGUGUUGCCAUAUUCAAGGACAAGCAGAACAAGCCAACGGGCUUUGCACUGGGAAGCAUUGAGGGCCGAGUGGCCAUCCACUAUAUCAACCCUCCAAACCCAGCCAAAGACAACUUCACCUUUAAGUGCCACAGGUCUAAUGGAACAAACACAACCACUCCACAGGACAUCUAUGCUGUGAAUGCUAUUUCUUUCCAUCCUGUCCAUGGCACACUGGCUACUGUAGGCUCAGACGGGCGCUUCAGCUUCUGGGACAAAGAUGCCCGUACCAAGUUGAAGACCUCAGAGCAGCUUGACCAGCCCAUUACGGCUUGCUGCUUCAACAGCAAUGGCAACAUCUUUGCGUAUGCUUCUAGUUACGACUGGUCGAAGGGCCACGAGUACUACAACCCCCAGAAAAAGAACUACAUCUUCUGAGGAACGCUGCAGAGGAGCUGAAGCCUCGGAACAAGAAAUGAUUCAUCGUGCCAAGUUGCAUCUCUUGGGGGGAAAUGCGGAAGACCUGCUGCUUUAGUGUGUGUAUACGCUCGGGACAGACUCCUUCCUUUCGACAAACACCUGGACCAAUGCCGCGUACUGUGCAUGGACCAAUCAGAGGGGUCCACCAAACCUGGCAUUGAUGACAGCUGUGUGACAAUUGGUCGCAGAGGUCAUCAUAGAAUGGGAGGGCUUUCUUUUUCAUUCACCUCGAUGUUUCGUUGUUGUUGUUGUUGUUUUUUUAAAUGUGUCCAGCUCUUCAUUUUUUUUACAGCUUUCCAAAGACUUUUGAUGCUCUUAUGAUGUUGUCACUGUGGUUUAGGUCAAUUGAUAAGACUGGGAUGUAAAAUAAAUAAGAAAUGCAUAAUGUUAGACGUCAACAACAUCAUUCCAAGUCACGGGGGUAAGUAGGUAAAGAGAUCAUCCAAUGUGUCUGCUGUGUAGUUGUUGCUAAGGAUUUAUUGGACGGUAUUGUGCAUGCAAACAAUGAACUUGACCACUCUAAUAUUUCAGCUGUAAAACUCAUUAUGUGAGUCUCUGACAUAUGAAUCAUCACAAAAUCAAAGUUAUAAACUUAAGACAACUUAUGUAUCAUAUGA